AUGGCAUCAGAAGUCACCUACGCUGAGGUGAAGUUCAAGAAUGCAUCACCAGCUGCAGUAGUUGAAGUACCUCCCGAGACGAAGAAGCACAAGCAACGUCGCCAGAAAUACCCGCUAUGGCUCCCGUGGCUGAUCUCACUGUUGCUCCUCUUGCUGUGCAUCGCCCUUGUUACUAUCUUAUCAGUCAUCGCUCCCUUCUCCCGUCGUGGUGACGAGCCCACAGCCCUGCAGCAGAAAUUCAUGAAGUGGCAGUGUGUCUCGGCAGUGCCACAAGGCAAAGGCUGGAUGUGCUGCCCUGACGGCUCGAAACACUUUCAAAAAAGCUGCUAUUAUGUCUCGAGUGAUAGGAUGUCCUGGGUUGAGAGUCAGCAGAACUGCACCGGGAUGGGCUCCCACCUGGUGGUGAUCAACAGCAGAGAAGAGCAGGAUUUCCUCUCUAAGGACCUACAACAAUUAAGAGGAGAGAAUUACUACAUUGGUCUGAGAGCACAGAACGUGGGCGAGUGGCAGUGGGUGGACCGAACUCCAUUUAAUAUGACGGCAGCGUUCUGGCGGGAAUACGAACCAAGUAAUAUGGUUGAUCAGAAGUGCGUUGUAAUCCAUAGGCCUUCAGGACUACACGACAACUGGAAUGAUGUCAAAUUGCUCGACAAGGAUGUCCUGGAGGUCUGGGGAAUCGACUAA
This is a messenger RNA of Cariama cristata (Red-legged seriema), 684 nucleotides long. RefSeq names its product C-type lectin domain family 4 member A-like. The record is from RefSeq and is a predicted model, not a curated record. The transcript is spliced from 8 exons. NCBI's taxonomy places the organism in Eukaryota, Metazoa, Chordata, Aves, Cariamiformes, Cariamidae. The coding region runs from base 1 to 684 and encodes 227 amino acids.